AUGGGCGUGUUGUUACUGAUAGGGAUCCUUCAAAUUUGGGGUUACCAUACCGGCGUAGGGUUCACGCAGGCAGCCCUCUGUCUGUUCUGGACUUUCGUCUUUCAGUUAUCUGUUGGACAGCUAGGCUGGGCACUGCCAGCUGAGGUUGGUUCAACUAGGUUAAGGCAAAAAACAGUCUGCUUGGCCCGUAACGCAUACUAUAUGGUCAACGUUACAUGUUCAGUGCUCCAGUCAUACUUCAUCAACCCCACAGCAUGGGACUUGUCCGGGUACACAGGCUUUAUUUGGGGAGGAACCUGCUUCUGUGUACUGCUUUGGGCUUUCUUCAGGCUGCCUGAAACCAAGGGACGAACAUAUGAGGAGUUGGAUGUUCUCUUCUCUCAGAAAAUCUCGGCCCGCAAGUUUGAAAGCACAAAUGUGGGGCAACUCACUCAUAGGGAAAGAGAGCGAGAGCCCUUGGUACAAGGUGAGGUGGAAUAA
Messenger RNA from Colletotrichum gloeosporioides, 480 nucleotides. RefSeq names its product Alpha-glucosides permease MPH2. Gene Ontology annotation, molecular function: carbohydrate:proton symporter activity. The transcript is spliced from 2 exons. Gene Ontology annotation, biological process: carbohydrate transport; transmembrane transport. NCBI's taxonomy places the organism in Eukaryota, Fungi, Ascomycota, Sordariomycetes, Glomerellales, Glomerellaceae. The record is from RefSeq and is a predicted model, not a curated record. Gene Ontology annotation, cellular component: membrane. Bases 1 to 480 code for a protein of 159 amino acids.